This is a messenger RNA of Olea europaea var. sylvestris, 1666 nucleotides long. RefSeq lists its product as uncharacterized. The transcript has 8 exons. Lineage: Eukaryota; Viridiplantae; Streptophyta; Magnoliopsida; Lamiales; Oleaceae. The coding region runs from base 1 to 1089 and encodes 362 amino acids. Gene Ontology annotation, biological process: protein ubiquitination. Gene Ontology annotation, cellular component: CCR4-NOT complex. Gene Ontology annotation, molecular function: ubiquitin-protein transferase activity. The record is from RefSeq and is a predicted model, not a curated record.
AUGGUGAAGGAAGAGAGAGAGAGAUGGAAGUUUUCUUGUACAUCCAAGGAAGAAGAUGGAGGAACAUUUAUCAUUCUCCCUGUGAGGAAACAAACAAGUAAUAGGACAAGUGAACAAAAGAGGCAAAGAUGGAAGUUUUCUUGUACAUCCAAGGAAGAAGAUGGAGGAACAUUUAUCAUUCUCCCUGUGAGCCCUGAUAUUUUAAGACCACAACUUGAUUUGUGCAAGGAGAAGCAAACAAUUCUUUAUAGUCGAGUCAUGUUGAUCAAUGUUUCACGGGGGGGGGGGGACAGCAACAGCUUUCAUCUUGAAAAGUUUGGUUCUCACAAUAGGCUAUCUUUAUUUAAUGGUGUGGAGUCAGAUAAUUUUGCCAGCAGUCAUUCUUACAUCUCUUCUAACAAGGUUCCUGUUUCAAGAUCUCAAGUUUCUGCCCCCCCGGGUUUCUCAGUGCCUAGUAGGGUACCACCUCCCGGUUUUAUUUCUCACGAGAAGACAGGGCGGAUAUUCGACCCACACUCUGGAAAUUAUAUGCCCGAUGCUUCGCUUUUGCCAAGAAAUCGGUAUCAGGCAUCCCCAAGUGGUGAUUCUAUUAGUAAUGCCGAAAUUGAGUUUAUGGAUCCUGCAAUUUUGGCAGUUGGCAAAGGGAUACUUCCUGGUAGCCUAAACAGCUCAGGCUUGGGUGCAAGAUUAAGUUAUUCUCCGCAGUAUAGUACGCUUGAAGAAUUAAGAUUCCAGUCCUUGUUACAAAGAUCAGUUCCUACUCAUCAAAACCAGAGAUUUACAGACCCGGGUGACAGUUAUUCUCCCCUUGGCGAUGCUUAUGGAGUUCCUUCUAGGGUGCUAGAGCAAACCCUAACCAACAACCUGUCCCCAUUUUCCCAGUUCACUCUUCCUCAGCCUAGAAAUGCUGUAACAUCCAAUGGCCAAUGGGAUGGGUGGAAUACGGUGCAGGGUGAGAAUGCUUUAGGUAUGGCAGAACUACUCAGAAAUGAGAGAUUGGGACUUCCUAAGUACUACAAUGGUUAUGAAGAUUCAAAUACCCGCUUGCCAAAUUCUGGAAACCUAUAUAAUCGGGCUAAUGGGAUUUAAAUUUGGUUGGAGACUUAUAUGGCACUGUUGGUACUGAUAGUGUCAAUGGUAAAAUAGGAAAAAUCUUGUGCGAAUUAGAGAAUGCCUGCUUUAAGGACUUCAAUGUUUGGCAAUCGGAUGACCUGAUCACUUGCAUUGACUAAACGGACCUAGGCAUGGAAUGCCCGAAAUAUUUGUGUUCGAGGACAUUAGAGUGAUUCACGAGUAGUCUGAUGGCACUGCUUUUAAGUUGGUGGAGGAUCAAGCCCUUUCAACAGGGAGUCCCAAACCAACAGGUAAAGGGUGCUUGAGAUUCAGGCCUAAUGUGAUGGUCAUGCAAGCAAUGUUGUGCACGAUGAAAUCAGCUUGUGAUCUUUUCUUUCGUAAUGCUAAAGCUUGUUAGUUUGUUUGAAGUUGUUCUACAGAGGUGAUCGAAAAUACUUUCUUUCACAGUGGUGAAAAUUGAUUUGUGUGUAGGCAAAAAUUCGAAAAUGGGAAGUUUAUAGUUUUGUUUUUGCUUAUUUACUUGAGAGUAUGAUCGAGAUCGUUUUCACAAAAUUCAAUGAAUUCACAUGCUGGUGAAAAAUCUGUAGCUGAA